Molecule: messenger RNA, 600 nt
Organism: Protopolystoma xenopodis
Lineage: Eukaryota; Metazoa; Platyhelminthes; Monogenea; Polystomatidea; Polystomatidae
Source: the annotation of a GenBank genome assembly
AUGCCGACCCAGAAGUCUGUUCAAACCAGCGUCUUAACAACGGGCCAGAAGCAUGGAGCCCGUCAAGAGGCGUCAGAAGCCAGACAGCUAACAUCAACGUCUGGUACUAUGCGAAGGCAGAACAAACGCUCACAGAACGUUGACAACCUGACGCCAACCAACAACCGAGGGGUGGGUGAGUUGGGCUUUCGUACCGAGAGGGGCGAACAGGCUUCCGCGUAUGUCACAGCUGGCAGUCUGCGAAAUUUCGCCUCUACUGAUGACCUCAAGAUGCGCUCAAUAUGGCAGCAGCAACAGCAGCACCAUCAACAACAGCACCAUCAACAACAGCACCAACACCAGCAACAGCAACAGCACCAGCAACAACAACCGAAUAAUCUUCAACCCCUGGCAUUGCAUCAGCUGCAACUGCCUCAGCAACCAUAUCAGCAGCAGCAGCCGCAGCAGCCGCAGCAGCAGCAGCAGCAGCAUCAACAACAACACCAGCAGCCGCAGCCACAACAGGAAAACCAGACACGAGAAUUCGCCAGUUUUGAGCCGUAUCCGAGCAAACAGUUUGUGCCAACCCUGGUCAGUUGGUCAUCACGUCUGGGAGAGUAA